Messenger RNA from Coregonus clupeaformis (lake whitefish), 1470 nucleotides. RefSeq names its product scavenger receptor cysteine-rich type 1 protein M130-like. The transcript is spliced from 6 exons. Bases 1 to 1239 code for a protein of 412 amino acids. NCBI's taxonomy places the organism in Eukaryota, Metazoa, Chordata, Actinopteri, Salmoniformes, Salmonidae. Gene Ontology annotation, cellular component: membrane. The record is from RefSeq and is a predicted model, not a curated record.
AUGGGUUGCAGUGGAGAUGAGUCUACUAUUGCAGAGUGUACCAUCCAUGGAGGAGGACCUGGUUUCUGUAAUGGUAGAUAUUAUCAUCAUGUGAUCUGUUCAGAGUCUGUGCAGCUUGUGGAUGGAGAUGGUCUCUGCUCUGGGAGACUGGAGGUGAAGUCCAGUCAGUCCUGGGCCUCAGUGUGUGAAGCUGACUUUGACCAGCAGGAUGCAGAGGUAGUCUGUGGGGAGCUUGGCUGUGGGGCUCCUGCAGCUCUACAGGGGGGGCUCUAUGGAGAAGGUGAGGGUCAGACCUGGGAUAAAGAGUUCCAGUGUAAAGGCAAUGAGUCCCUUCUCCUGGACUGUGACACCUCAGACAGAAAAAACAACACCUGCCUACCUGGUAAUGCUGUUGGACUCACCUGCUCAGAGCCUGAUGAUGUGAGGCUGGUGGGAGGAGGCAGUCGCUGUGCUGGUGGAGUGGAGCGGUACGACCAGGGAGAGUGGAGGACUGUGGGAGCUGAUGACAGGGACAAGGAGGCUGUAGCUGCAGUAGUGUGUAGACAGCUGGGUUGUGGCUCCACUGUUUCAGUACUACCUGGAAACACCACUAGAGGGUUUAGAGAUGUCUGUUCUGGGUCUGAGUCUUCACUGAGGGAGUGUUGGAGAACAAAUAAUCUCUUUCCUGUAGUCACAGUGAUCUGCUCAGAUCUCCUGGUCCAGCCGGAUAUCUUCCUGACUGACUCAAUGGGAGGGGUCUCCAGGGGCCACCAGGGGCCUGAAGUUUUUAGGGGCUACAACUUCACCAUCACCUGCUCCACUCAGCCACAGUACCCAGGAGGCUCCUUCCUCCUCACGUUCACCGGCUCCAACAGAACCCAGACCCAGCCAGCUGUCAAUCACUCUGCUGCCUUCCUCUUCCCUGCUGCAGAUGACUCUCACCAAGGGAACUACAGCUGUGUUUAUGACAGUUAUGUUUUCUCUCAUAACUUCUCCUUUGAGAGUGAGCUCCUCUCCCUCACCGUCACAGCCUCUCCUCUGCCAGCCUUCAUCAUCAGACACGUUGUAGUGCUGCUGAUCCUACUGACAGCCAUCACCACCUUCUACCUGUACUACAAGACCACCAGGAGGCAGAAGAGAGUGAACAGGGUGAGCAGCAUGGAUCUUUAUGUUGAUGCCAAUGCCAUGGAGAUGGUCUCUCUGAACUCCAGAGCUGAAGCUGGACCGGGAGAGGAGAGAGCAGCCCAGGGGACUGAGUAGGAGUAGAAUGAUGCUGACCCUACAUGCUGAUCUUAGGUCAGUUUUGUGUUUUGAACUCGAUGGUCAGCAGUAGACUGGUGUUUAAAAUGUGGUGACAAACCUUAAGUGGUUCUAAUUUUAAUAACAUUUUCAGAAUUAGUUUAUCUUUUUAUAACCUUGGAAGAAAUCUAAAAGGAGUGACUGCAACCAACAUUAUUAAUUUUUGUUUGUUUUGUACCACCAUGGUACCGU